Messenger RNA from Xyrauchen texanus (razorback sucker), 330 nucleotides. RefSeq names its product prokineticin 1 (gene prok1). The record is from RefSeq and is a predicted model, not a curated record. Lineage: Eukaryota; Metazoa; Chordata; Actinopteri; Cypriniformes; Catostomidae. Bases 1 to 318 code for a protein of 105 amino acids. The transcript has 3 exons.
AUGAGCAGGAUAGUGAUUCUCUCCGUACUCCUGCUGUCCCUCAGCUGGUGCAGAUGUGCUGUCAUUACAGGGGCAUGUGACAGGGAUGUGCAGUGUGGUGUGGGUCUUUGCUGUGCCAUGAGUCUGUGGCUCAGAGGCCUGCGUAUGUGCACACCACAGGGACUGGAGGGAGACGAAUGCCACCCAUACAGCCACAAGUUUCCUUUUCCCGGCAAGAGACAACACCACACUUGCCCCUGUCUGCCAUACCUGGUGUGCAGCAGGUACAAUGACAACAGAUAUCGCUGUACCAGCGACUUCAAAAACAUAGACUUUUAAUGCUGAAAUGGA